Synchiropus splendidus (mandarinfish) is the source of this 3000-nucleotide messenger RNA. RefSeq names its product ATP-dependent 6-phosphofructokinase, platelet type-like. Gene Ontology annotation, molecular function: AMP binding; fructose-6-phosphate binding; identical protein binding. Gene Ontology annotation, biological process: canonical glycolysis; fructose 1,6-bisphosphate metabolic process; fructose 6-phosphate metabolic process. The transcript is spliced from 23 exons. Gene Ontology annotation, cellular component: cytoplasm; 6-phosphofructokinase complex; membrane. The record is from RefSeq and is a predicted model, not a curated record. NCBI's taxonomy places the organism in Eukaryota, Metazoa, Chordata, Actinopteri, Syngnathiformes, Callionymidae. Bases 148 to 2682 code for a protein of 844 amino acids.
CUUUGAAAGGGGCGUGUUGGAGCGAGGGGGAGUCUCCCUCCGCUGCGAUCCCUCACACAACUAGCGUCGCGCUCCGCUCGCAGACACUCGGACCUCACCUCCGUCCCUCUCUCCGGCCUCACUCGAGCACUGACAGCGGCGGCAGAGAUGUCCGGGGCGGUGGCACCGAAGCGGCAGGACACGCGGAAAUUCUUCGAGAACCUGUCGGGGGACGGCAAGUCCAUCGCGGUGCUGACGAGCGGCGGAGAUGCUCAAGGCAUGAACGCCGCCGUCCGAGCCGUGGUCCGGAUGGGCAUCUACGUGGGAGCGAAGGUCUACUUCAUCCAUGAGGGCUACCAGGGGAUGGUGGACGGCGGCGACAACAUCAAGGAGGCGACGUGGGAGAGCGUCUCCAGCAUGUUGCAAGUGGGCGGCACUGUGAUCGGCAGCGCUCGCUGUAAAGAGUUCCGGACUCGAGAGGGUCGACUGAGAGCUGCGCGCAACCUGGUGGAGAAGAACAUCACCAACCUGUGUGUGAUCGGAGGAGACGGGAGUCUGACCGGUGCCAACCUGUUCAGGGAGGAGUGGAGCGGCCUGCUGGAGGAGCUGCGGCAGCAAGGUUUGAUCGACGACGACACGGCGUGCAAUAACUCGGUGCUGCACAUCGUCGGCAUGGUCGGCUCCAUCGACAACGACUUUUGCGGCACCGACAUGACCAUCGGCACCGACUCGGCGCUGCACCGCAUCAUCGAGGUGGUGGACGCCAUCAUCACCACGGCACAGAGCCACCAGAGGACGUUCGUGUUGGAGGUGAUGGGCCGGCACUGCGGGUACCUGGCGAUGGUCAGCGCUCUGGCGUGUGGCGCCGACUGGGUCUUCAUCCCAGAGAUGCCUCCAGAGGAUGGCUGGGAGGACAACAUGUGCCAGAAACUGUCCGAGAACCGGCAGGAGAGGAAGCGCCUGAACAUCAUCAUCGUCGCCGAAGGAGCCAUUGACAGCCACAACAAGCCGAUCACGCCGGACUACAUCAAGGAGCUGGUGGUGCGGCGUCUUGGCUUCGACACUCGCGUCACCAUCCUGGGCCAUGUGCAGCGUGGAGGGACGCCGUCUGCCUUUGACCGGAUCCUGGCCAGUCGUAUGGGCGUGGAGGCGGUGUUAGCGCUGCUGGAGGCCUCCGCCGACACGCCGGCGUGUGUUGUGUCUCUGGUGGGAAACCAGGCUGUCCGACUGCCCCUGAUGGAGUGUGUUCAGAUGACCCAGGAAGUCCAGAAGGCCAUGGACGAGAAGAAGUUUGAGGAGGCUGUGAAGCUGCGCGGCAGGAGCUUCGAGAACAACCUCAUCACCUACCGCCUCCUCUCAAAUCGCAAUGUUGAUGCUGAGCUUCCAAAUAGCUCCUUCAAUGUGGCGGUGCUGAAUGUGGGUGCUCCGGCGGCUGGGAUGAACGCCGCUGUGCGCUCGGCGGUGAGAGUAGGAAUCGCAGAGGGUCACAAGAUGUUCGCUGUGAACGACGGCUUUGAGGGAUUCUACAAGGGACAGAUCAAGGAGAUCAAAUGGGGGGAUGUCGGCGGCUGGACCGGCCAGGGAGGCUCCCUGCUGGGCACCAAGAGAACUCUUCCUGGGAAACAUCUGGACCAGAUAGCGGAGCAGAUGAGGAUCAACAACAUCAACGCUCUGCUUGUCAUCGGAGGCUUCGAGGCUUACGUGGGUUUACUGGAACUUUCCGCGGCCAGAGACAAGUACAGCGAAUUCUGCGUGCCCAUGGUUAUGGUCCCGGCCACGGUUUCCAACAACAUUCCCGGGUCCGACCUCAGCAUUGGCUCGGAUACCGCUCUGAACGCCAUUACUGAUGCUCUAGAGUGUCUGCUGGAGCUGUACGAGGCGCGAGCCAACUAUGAGGAGUUUUGUGUCCCGAUGUGCAUGCUGCCCGCCACCAUUAGUAACAAUGUUCCCGGCACUGACCUCUGUCUGGGCGCCGACACGGCCAUCAACACCAUCGUGGAGACGUGCGACCGCAUCAAGCAGUCAGCUAGCGGCACCAAGCGGCGCGUCUUCAUCAUCGAGACGAUGGGCGGCUACUGCGGUUACCUGGCCACGGUUGGGGGUCUGGCCGCCGGAGCCGACACCGUCUUCAUCUACGAGGAACCCUUCGACAUCAGAGAUCUGCAGGGUAACGUGGAGCACCUGACUCAAAAGAUGAAGACGAGCAUCCAGCGAGGCUUGGUGCUCAGAAACGAGAACUGCAACGAGAACUUCACCACCGACUUCAUCUACCAGCUCUACUCUGAGGAGGGACGAGGCGUGUUCGACUGCAGGAAGAACAUCCUGGGACACAUGCAGCAGGGUGGCGCUCCGUCUCCCUUCGACAGGAACUUCAGUACCAAGAUAGCGGCAAAGGCGGUCCAGUGGAUCACCAAGACCCUGAAGGACUCGAUCAAAGGAGGGCGGGUGUUUGCCAACUCCGCAGACAGCGCCUGCCUUCUGGGGAUGAGGCGCCGCGCCCUGGUCUUCCAGCCCGUGUCACAACUUCGGGACGAGACCGACUUCGUCCACCGGAUCCCGAAGGAGCAGUGGUGGCUGAAGCUCCGCCCCCUGAUGAAGAUCCUGGCCAAGUACAAGACGAGCUACGACGUGUCUGACUCGGGCCAGUUGGAACACGUGGCCCGCUUCAGAGCAAAGGAGAGUGACACGAUGGCCAGCAUCUGAACCGUGGGACCUCCGAGACCCGACCCAAGUCUGAUGAGGGGGCGGCGGAGGUGACUCCUCCGGACCAGACCCGGCGCCCGGCUCAAGUCCCAGACUGGGGGGUUCUAAAUAUUUAAUGAAUAUAUAAACUAGAGUUUAAAAUAUUGUCAGAAGGUUUCAUGUUCAAGUCUCGUGUCGCUCAAACGUCCGCUGCUUCAUGUCAAGACUGUUCUGCUGGACAAACCUUCGAGCCGUCUUCGUUCGUGAGUCCACCGCUGCUGUGGUGAUCAUGUGACUGUGUGUAACUUCCCCCGUGUGUCUCAAUAAUAAAGUGUUUGU